This is a messenger RNA of Diuraphis noxia (Russian wheat aphid), 1583 nucleotides long. Its product is annotated as ras-related and estrogen-regulated growth inhibitor. Gene Ontology annotation, molecular function: GTP binding; GTPase activity. Lineage: Eukaryota; Metazoa; Arthropoda; Insecta; Hemiptera; Aphididae. The record is from RefSeq and is a predicted model, not a curated record.
UCGUGUCAGGCGCCCACGCGUGUUUAUUAAUCAAAAUUAUUCAUAAUAAUAUAAUACCAGCAGUGUGUACAUUAUAAUAUAGUAUAGAUACGAUACUACGAAGGGAUGGCUUGGCGAGUAAUAUUAUGUGUUAUAAUGUGUAUUGAAAUUGUGUGAAAUAAAAUAUUUUAUACGGAUUAAUCGUCGUCGUGUAAUACUUGCUCACCAACUAUAGGCACAUAUUAACAAUAAUAAUUAAUGGGGUCGGUGCGCGUAUAAAUGUUUUACCUUCCUUUAUGGUAAUAAUAAUAUUAUUAUAUUAUGUUUAUACUUAACAGAAUCCGCACGAUAUAAUAAUAGAGGCACGAAAUCAACGUUCUUCCGCGAUCCCGUCGUGUGUACCUAUACUAUACGACGCCGAAAUUGUAGGUACGCGCACAGCAUUAUAAAAACUUGGGCCGAACGUUGUCAUGUCCAACAAGGUCGCUGUUACUGAAGAUCAAGUUUUUUUUUUACUCGUUAUUAUAAAGGGGUUGUCCGUGAACUUCACAUAUUUGCAUUUCCCCGUAUAUUUUUGUUUUAACAUUAAAAUAAUACCCAGACGCGUUGUCCAGCCGCCGUUUGCCAUGACAUCUACACUGUACAAUAAAAUUGGACUUAUACCUAAACAGAAACCGAUUAGAGUAAUGAUUAUGGGACAACCCGGCGUGGGGAAAACUGCGCUAUUGGUGAGGUUUGUAACAAAAAAAUUCAUCGGUGAUUACGACCCCAACCUAGAGAAAAUGUACACGCACCAAGUGUCCAUGGAAUCGGAAAUGGUCAACUUCGAGAUAUUGGACACCGCUGGAUACGUACAAGACAAAUCUUGCAACUUAGAAAUGAAUAUGCGCUGGGCUGACGUGUUCAUAUUGGUAUACUCCAUUACGGAUAAAUGUUCGUUUGAUGAUUGCAGUAGACUCAAGUUUUUGAUUAACUACAACAAAAAGAAACGUCGUCUCUCCACUAAAGAUCAUCCAUUUGAUGUGCCAGUGAUACUGGUAGGUAACAAAGUGGAUCAACAGUAUGAUCGGAUGGUGACGUACGCAGAAGGUCGGAAACGGUGCCAGGAACUUGGAUGCGUGGCUUUUCAUGAGAUUUCAGUGAGGGAAGAUGUCGACCAGGCGUAUGCAGUGUUUAAGGAAGCGUAUACAUGCUGGAAAGCAAUGUCUAAAAAUCCAAAACUAAAACGCUCUUCUUCUGAUCACGGUGCAGAAGCACUCUUCAAUUCAGCUUCUAGAUUCAUAAGUUGGCCGUUAGUGUUCGGAGAUAGCGCGUGUAGUUCAUCAAAUCGUACGGAAGACACUCCCGAGUUCCGUGCCAGGGCUUCGACGGAAGGACACAUUCGAUCAGGCACGACGGCUUGUCGGUACCUGCCCACGUUGUCAGCCAGAGGAAGUAUUUGCUGCUAUUUGAAGAAAUAAAAAUCAACACCGUCGCGUAUAAAAUAAUAUACAUGUACACAAUAUUAUUACAACAUAUUAUAUAUUAAGCUACCUUAGCUACCUACCUAUAUAUUAUAUUAUAUACAUUGUGAGUGGCAUCGAUAAUAUUGUCUUGAUGCACAA